This is a messenger RNA of Arvicanthis niloticus (Nile rat), 147 nucleotides long. The record is from RefSeq and is a predicted model, not a curated record. Lineage: Eukaryota; Metazoa; Chordata; Mammalia; Rodentia; Muridae.
AUGUGUUACUAUGGUGGAUACUGCGGCCUGGGCUAUGGCUAUGGUGGCCUAGGUUGUGGCUAUGGCUGUGGCUAUGGCUGUGGCUAUGGUUAUGGCUGCUGCCGCCCACUGUGCUGUAGAAGGUACUGGUCUUAUGGCUUCUACUGA